Theobroma cacao (cacao) is the source of this 859-nucleotide messenger RNA. It is a transcript of the gene CXXS1, whose product is annotated as thioredoxin family protein CXXS1. Lineage: Eukaryota; Viridiplantae; Streptophyta; Magnoliopsida; Malvales; Malvaceae. The record is from RefSeq and is a predicted model, not a curated record.
AAGAUAAUGCGGAAAGUGGUGGGCCUACCUUGAAGCUACUCAUAUUUUUGGUCUGGUUUGAAGUCAUUUUUCUUUGUUAGCAAGCAGCACCGCAAAGCAUCAGAGAGGGGUUUGCCCAAGAAGGUGAAAGAGGAGGAAGAAAGAGAUGGAGGGACAAGAGCAGCAGAGCAAGUCUAGAGUUGUGAAGAUUGAUUCUGUUGAAUCCUGGGACUUCUAUGUCAACCAAGCCACAAAUCAGGGAUGCCCAAUUGUUGUGCACUUCACUGCUUCAUGGUGUAUGCCUUCAGUGGCUAUGAACCCCUUUUUUGAAGAACUGGCCUCAUCUUUCCAAGAUGUUCUGUUUCUCACCGUUGAUGUUGAUGAUGUUAAGGAGGUAGCAACGAGGAUGGAGAUCAAGGCCAUGCCGACAUUUUUACUGAUGAGGGGAGGUACUGUGGUUGAUAAGUUAGUCGGUGCAAAUCCAGAAGAGAUAAGGAAAAGGAUCCAUGGUUUUGUGCAGUCCAUUCGCGUAUAUGUUGCAUGAUGCAUAGCAUAUCAAUGCAUGUGAGUUCAUACAUCUGUUGAAAGUGUAAAAAACUGAUGUGGUCGUCUUGUUCAUUUGAGAAUACAGGGGUGUUUGUCUUGGUGUAUCACUGUAGCACAGAUGUUUUUCUGGUGAUUGUGUAUUGUCCUGUAACUGUGUGAUUUCAAUCUUUGAAAAUGUUAUUAAGAGCUGUCUUGCUUUGUCAUAUAAUGUUUGUUCAUACAUGACAACUCGAGAAUCCGAUGCAGUCGGACCAAUUUGUUGUGUAAAGUGUAAACAAAUCGAAUUUUCUUCUUGACUUCGUCAAUCAGUGAAAGCAAAAGGGGUUUAAAGCUU